This is a messenger RNA of Colletotrichum graminicola M1.001, 996 nucleotides long. RefSeq lists its product as uncharacterized. Gene Ontology annotation, molecular function: carbohydrate:proton symporter activity. Gene Ontology annotation, biological process: carbohydrate transport; transmembrane transport. The record is from RefSeq and is a predicted model, not a curated record. Gene Ontology annotation, cellular component: membrane. The coding region runs from base 1 to 996 and encodes 331 amino acids. The transcript has 9 exons. NCBI's taxonomy places the organism in Eukaryota, Fungi, Ascomycota, Sordariomycetes, Glomerellales, Glomerellaceae.
AUGAAACCAAAUACCUCGGGCUGGCUUAGCAAGCCAUUCUUGACAGCAGUCCUACUUGGCAUAGGCGGGUUUUUGUAUGGAUACGACUCAGGAAUAAUAACUCCCAGCUUGGCACUCAAGUCGUUCUUGGUGUACUUUGGCAACCCCAGUGCUCCUUUGAGAGGGUCCAUUGUUUCUGUGUACCAGGCCGGAGCUUGGCUGGGCAGUGCCUCUGUUGGUAUCACCAGUGACAGAUUUGGCCGUAGGAGGGCCAUUGCUUUCGGCUGUAUAUGGGGUGUCAUUGGCGGGGCGAUAAUGGCUGGCGCUGCCCACGUCGCUAUGCUCAUUAUGGGUCGUCUCCUGGUGGGAUUCGCUGUUGGGACAAUAACCGGCGUAGCUCCCGUGUUCGGGGCAGAAAUUGCAAAGACACACGAGCGAGCCCGAAUCACGGCUGUCAACCAGAUGAUGGCUGCUUGGGGUUUCUUUGUCGCAUUAUGGACUGGAGUGGGUGAGGGAAAGUGGCACAAUUCAAACCAAUGGCGACUUGGGGUUGCGAUACAAAGCCUCCCGGCUCUCCUCCUGGGAUCCGGUGUUCUCUUCGUCGACGAGUCGCCCAGAUGGUUGUGUCUCAAGGGUCGUUACGAAGAGGCCGAGAAAGCGUUUCGCAACUAUCAUUACGACGGGUCUAACGACGAUUGGCCAGAAGUCUUCACGACCGAGUUACGAGCCAAAACGAACGCCAUCGUCCAGGUCAUCCAUUACUCCAUCAGUUUGAUCAUAACUCAGUGCUCUCCUAUUGCGCUUGUUGAUGUGGGCUGGAAGUACUACUGUCCCCAAAUCCUCUUCAUCUUAACCAACGUUCUCUGCGCUGUCAUCUUUGCAAUAUUCUACCCCGAGACUAGAGGUAAAUCGUUGGAGGAAAUUGAUGAGAUCUUUGGAGACGUCAAUGUUGUUCACAAUACCGACUUAGAAGAAAAGGUCGGCGUUCAGGAAGUGGAGUUUCGCCAAAGGAAGUAA